GGGAAACGAAGAAAGAAAGAAAGACAGAAAUCUCUUCCUCGUCUCCUCGUCAGUGCUCGUCCUCCUCUCCGUACCGCGGAAACUCAUGUUGCCGGCAGAAAUCCAACUGUUCCGACACGAAACCGACACGCAGCAGUAUCGGGGCGCCGAUACGGCUCCCGAGAAAGUAAUCGUGGCCGUCAAAGCCGAGAAGGAGAUCUCGAAGACGGCCCUUGCGUGGGCUCUCACUCACGUCGUCCGCCCUAGGGACUGCAUUACACUUCUCGCUGUCUUUUCCGGAGACGACAAGGGGCGGAGGCGGUGGAGUUUCCCGAAAUUCUCCAGGGAUUGUGCGAGCGGCCACCGGAAAAGCUCUCUCGACCGGAGAUGUCAGAUCUCGGAGUCUUGCUCGCAGAUGGUGCUGCAAUUUCACGGCGCGUGCGAUCCGAACGAGAUUAACGUGAGGAUUAAGGUGGUAUCAGCAAAACCAGCGGGAGCGGUGGCAGCCGAAUCGAAGAGAGCUGGAGCCAACUGGGUCGUAUUGGACAAACAAUUGAAGGAGGAGGAGCGUCAUUGCAUGGAGGAGCUCCAAUGCAACAUAGUAGUAAUGAAACGUUCAAAACCCAAAGUCCUCAGGCUCAACUUGGGGGGCCAACAUGAACCUGGACUGCCAUUUUUGUCUCCCUCGCAAUCUGAUGAUGAUAGGCCACUCGAGAAUAGGAUCAAACAUUCCACCCCGAUAAGCAGCCCUGAAGAGCCAAAACCUUUGGUCAUGAGAUCGGUCCAAGCUUCCAUGUCAUGUCGUGAUAUGGGGAACUCCCCUUUCUUCGUCUGCGAGCAGAACCCGCUUUUUGAAGGAUUCCGCAAGGGAGAAUCAAGCUUUAGAGAGGAGACAGUUGAUUGGGAUGAUGCAGUCACGUCAUUUGGAUCGGACGGUGAAGGAUUGAGUCCACCCUCCAAACAUCCACUGCUGGAAACUACUCAUGGAAGAGGCUACAGAGAAUCAUCAACCAUCGAUUUCGAGCGGUCGCAGCAAUAUCCAUCUUCACAUCGAUCACAUAAGCGCGAGAUCUAUUGGAUUCCUCAAAACCAUGUCGAAGGAGAACAGAAGAACCCAGUUACAAGAAACAGCAUUGCUACACACUACACCAAACCUCCAAUCGCCAAGACUUUGCUUGAAAGAUUUGCCGAAUUCGAUCAAGAAGCUGGAGCACAUAGGCUCAGCAUCGACCAGACUCCUCACAGAGAUUAUGUUUUUAACUCAAACGUAAGAGAUGCGGUCCACUUAUGCAGGAAUUCUCCUUCAGUUCCUCCACCUCUCUGUUCCAUCUGUCAGCACAAGGUGCCAGUUUUUGGGAAACCGCCAAGAUGGUUUAGCUAUGGAGAGCUGGACGAAGCAACAGAUGGGUUUUCAGAGGAGAAUUUCUUGGCUGAGGGCGGAUUCGGAUCGGUUCAUAGAGGAGUGUUGGGAGAUGGUCAGGUGGUGGCUGUGAAGCAGCUAAAGGUGGCCAGCUCUCAAGGUGAUGCCGAGUUUUGUGCAGAGGUUGAGGUGCUGAGCUGUGCACAGCAUAGGAAUGUGGUGAUGCUGAUUGGGUUUUGUAUAGAAGAGAAGAGAAGGGUUCUGGUUUAUGAAUACAUCUGCAAUGGGUCUUUGGAUUUCCAUUUGUACGAGCACAACAGGGCACCUUUAGACUGGCAUGCAAGGAUGAAGAUUGCGAUCGGAGCAGCCCGUGGUCUGCGAUACCUUCAUGAAGAUUGCAGGGUCGGUUGCAUUGUUCACAGAGACAUGCGCCCUAACAACAUCCUCGUCACCCACGAUUUUGAACCGCUGGUUGGAGAUUUUGGCCUCGCCAGGUGGCACCCAAACGGCAACCUUGAUGUUGAGACACAUGUCAUCGGAACAUUAGGGUACCUAGCACCAGAGUAUGCAGAGAGUGGGAGAAUAACAGAGAAAACUGAUGUGUACGCAUUUGGGGUGGUGCUGUUAGAGCUGAUCACGGGUCAGAAAGCCAUCAACAUGACUAGGCCCAAGGGACAGCAGUUCCUAGUUGAAUGGGCACGCCCUCUGCUCGACUCAGAUGAAGGACAAACCAUAGCCAUUGAUCAGUUGCUUGAUCCACGUCUGGACUUGUAUGAACUCCAGUUAGAGACCCACCAGCUGCAAGCCAUGGCCUAUGCUGCUUCCUUGUGCCUACGUCGCGACCCACUCGUCCGACCGAGCAUGUCAAAGGUACUCAGAGUAUUAGAAGGGGAUGCGAUCAUCGACCCAGGCUUUGACCUUGACUCAGUCGGCAAUAGAACUGAGCGCAUGAACGGUUUGAUCCUGUAUCGGCAUGCCAGUUGCAAUGUUGAUUCUGUUGGCACUAGAAGCGGGCGCAUGAACGGUUUGAACCUGCAACAGCAUGCCAGCUGUGAUGCUAAUUCUAUUGGAAGUAGAAGUGAGCGCAUGAAUGGUUUGAGCUUGCAACAGCUCAUUGGUUUCGGUGUAGACUCAGUUAGUGGUAGAAGCAGGCGCAUGAACUGUCCAAGCCUUCAGCUGCAUUGCAGUACCACUCCUGACUCAAUCGGCAAUAGAAGCGAGCGCCUGAACAACUCAAGAUUUCAACUGCAAGUUGAACCAAGGGAAGGCCACUCUCGCAACCUCUCUCUUGGAACACUGAAAGCGUUUUAUGCCGAGAAAGAUAGCAAUCACCAUGGCAUCUACUAAGGUAUAUGUAACUCAGUCAGGCAGGUACUGCAGCGAGUGAGUCAUGCCAUGAAAUUGGUGAGUUGGCAAGGACAAGCUCCGAGUCAACCCGAUGGGACUGGACAGCACCUGCCUGAACAAGUCAGAUCAUUAGCCCAACCUUGAAGCAUGUUUAUACCUGAAUCACAAGUUUGUUCAUCUCAUUGAUAGUCAUUUAAAUUGAAAACAAAACAAUAAAUUUCAUGUGCAUUACCCCAAAACAAUUGAUUGACCAUGCAAAUUUCAGUGUGUGCGCGCUUGAAUAACAGCCACUUGUCGAUGGGCC
Magnolia sinica is the source of this 2990-nucleotide messenger RNA. Its product is annotated as inactive protein kinase SELMODRAFT_444075-like. Lineage: Eukaryota; Viridiplantae; Streptophyta; Magnoliopsida; Magnoliales; Magnoliaceae. Gene Ontology annotation, biological process: protein phosphorylation. The coding region runs from base 86 to 2686 and encodes 866 amino acids. The record is from RefSeq and is a predicted model, not a curated record. The transcript has 9 exons. Gene Ontology annotation, molecular function: ATP binding; protein kinase activity.